Messenger RNA from Homarus americanus (American lobster), 3235 nucleotides. RefSeq lists its product as uncharacterized. Gene Ontology annotation, molecular function: 7SK snRNA binding; cyclin-dependent protein serine/threonine kinase inhibitor activity. Gene Ontology annotation, cellular component: nucleoplasm; cytoplasm; nucleus. Lineage: Eukaryota; Metazoa; Arthropoda; Malacostraca; Decapoda; Nephropidae. The record is from RefSeq and is a predicted model, not a curated record. The transcript has a single exon. The coding region runs from base 155 to 1264 and encodes 369 amino acids. Gene Ontology annotation, biological process: negative regulation of transcription by RNA polymerase II; negative regulation of cyclin-dependent protein serine/threonine kinase activity.
ACCAUCUUCCUAAACAGUCAUUCGGCUGCUAUGAUCGUGUUCAGACGUACCAGCUACGUUACUCCCCGCGGUUGGCAGCGACGAACUUGGAAUAAGGAAAUAUCGCACUUAUUACCGUAACCCAUAACGUCCAGUGUUGUGUGCAAUACGUGACAUGACGAGCAUUGAAGUUUUGUUACCAUCGCCAAGAGUCAACAUGUUGGAUUCGGGGACUUUGGGUGCAGACAUUACCCUGCCCGGUCUCUGCGGGCCGCGCAGGGGCACCCGCCGCCCGUCGGGCACCGCUGAGAGCGAGAGUGAUUCUCCCCCAAGCAAGAAGAGUAAGAAGGCUCGCCGACGGAGGAAGAGGCCUCGUCAGCGCUGCGGCGUGAAUGGGAUUCGGACGAAACCUGUGGCGCCGUUCAACACCACCCAGUUCCUGAUGGCGGAGCAUGACCUGCUCCAGGAUACGGAUAUUGUGGCUCGCCCUCGACGUCAUCGCGACUCCUCCCUCAGUUUAGACUCCGAAGAUCAGUCCAACGAAUUUUAUUCCUCCCCAGAAGACGAAGAAGAGUUCCUCACACGAGAGUUCUGGACGGCCUACGAGGACGUUCACGCGGAGCGCCUCGACACCAUGACGAAGGCGCAGCUGGUGCAGGAGUACCUGGCACUAGAGGAAAAGGUGGACCUACUGGAACGACAACUGUGCGCUGUCAGGGCUCGUCAUCGAUAUCGCCUCCAGCAGAACGGUGAUGACGACGACGAUGCUGUUGGUCCUGGUGAAUUGCGUGUAGACUCUGAGACAGCGCAGAAAAUCACCAUUUUUCAGACGGAGAUCAGCAACUUGGAGACUGAAAACCGCCGCCUGCGGGAGGAAAACAUCGAACUGCGACGUACAUCUCUCACCAGGUCUUCGUCGUCUUCAUCGUCGUCGUCCAGUAGCGACUCCAGCAGUAGCAGUAGUGACUGCAGCAGCGACAGCGAGAUGGAAAAUGAAGAGAUCCCGAGGCAGCAAGAAGAACACCAAGUAGCAACACCUGGAUGUGCAACGACAGGUGUGUGUAGUGAACCACAGGAGUCGUGUGUUGAAGACAGCGUACAGUCGGGGGACAGUGUGAGACAGUGUCAACCAGAUAGUGGUGUGUCGUGUGAUAGUCCUGAGGACGCUGACCCUCCAACCUCCUCCUCCACUUGCGUCAAGGAGGCGGGGGAGGUGGUGGUGACGGCGGGCAAGUCAGAGGCCACUGUGGUGGAGGGUGAGGUGACGAGCACCACAGCAGCGUAGCUACGUCUUGGCUCAAAUCCUCUGUAACACCACUCACACACACGCUUUGAUCUGUGAUCCCAGACUUUAUUUAAUUUAGGUUCACACGAGUGUUAUUGACUAGAAAGUCGCGUCACGCCCACCGGAGAAGACCAGAUCUGCCAGCGGUGUUUGUUGACGUUUGUGUCGCUGCUUCACAUCGACCACAGGAUGGACACGGCCCAAGUCACCUGUAACAUCUGUAAUUGGUUGACAUGCAAGUUUUUGUCAUAUUUCAAGUGUUCAUUUAGGCUAGUGAAAACUAUCGUGAAUAUUUGUGAUCUCCAUAUCUUUAGUAAAAAAAAAUAUAAGGCAGUGUUGGGUGGUCACGUGAACUUGUCGGCAGACUAGACUCGUGUGAGAAUUUAUGAUAAGGAUUGACUUCGCUAAGGACGAAUUAAUUCUUAAGAACUUUACAAAAUCGAUCUCUUAUAAUACUAAAUUGAUUAUGGAAGAUAAUUUCAUUUUAUUCUUUGUGUAUCUUAAGAAAAAUGAUAAGAAAUUGUUUAGGAUGCUACAAUAUGAAGUGAUUAUCGUACGCGAGUGUGUGGAAGAGAUGCCAGACACUGCUAGUUUCCAGAUACCAGUCCGCCAAAUCCGUUCAAUUCAAAGGAUUUUUUCUAAUGUUUAGGAUGUCUUGUAUAUGUAUUCAAGGUGUAUGGAAUAAGUAUUAUGUAAUCUAUUACUUCCCAUCCAAGAGAACUGGAGAAAAAUAUUUUGUUGGAUAUUUCACCAAGGCGGAUUUGUGUAAUUGUAUUUCCAUCCUAAGGUUCUGAUAAAGUAAGACGAGAUUCUAUGCUCAUUAGUGUUAGAAUACUCGCGGACAUAUCUCGAAGCUAGUCAUUAAGGUCAAAUUCUGUAAUUCCCACAAGAGCCUUAAUGAACCAUGAAUUGCUGUACUGUUUUCUGGUCUCGUGGGAAUUGUCUGAAUUUGUACCACAUAUAUUUUUUAUGAAAAGGAAAGAUGUUAUGCCAAUUUAACAGGAUAUAUUAUUGAAUAAAUAAAUAUAUAUAUAUUAUGUUCUCCGGUUUUUUGUAAGCCAGAGACAGGGCAGGGCGUUCGUUUCUUGGCUGUGACUUACGCUUGGGACCGGCGCGUUCCAGACGCUACUGUAUGCUUCUGUUGUAACGCCCAGUGAUAAAAGAGGUAUAUAGAGUAACGCUCGUCUAUUAUUUUGUUUUGCGAGCGAUUUUGAUCCUUAUACUAGGAGUCUGUAAAGGUAUAUUUUCUUGUCAAUUGUAUGUGCAGAUUCUAAGGGAAAUGACAAACAUAAGAGUUCUAAGUAUGGAUCAAAAUUCCUGGUAUAUUUUUUUCUGCAAGCUGAACCAUUUUAUUAUGUAAGGCUCGUCAAUUACAUGUCUUUUAGUCUUACGGCAAGAUUUUUAAAGGUGCAAUAAGCUUCAGCCGGUCACGGUGAACACAAAAGAGAUUGGCUGAUGUGACUUUCUUGCAAGUUAGAGAAAUAUCAAUCAAUCUCGAGCGUGGUAUCGUGAGUGUGCGGGCUUUACUUACCUCUGAAAGUCUGCUACACAUAUCCUGUUGAUGGCUGCGAGACAUUUCGGCUAGAAUUCUGGAAUGGCUUAUGAAAAUCAAUAGGACCCUCAAGCUCAGUUUCUGAUGGGCUAAUAUUGCCUAAGUGAUAUUGGGCGAUUUCAGAAUUCGAAGCUCAGCGAGUACAAAGUUCCCAUGAUCUUAGCCUUCCCCCUUGUUUAUUUUUUUAAGAAAGAGUAUUUGUUAUAAAAAAAGGUUUAUUAAUAGCUAUAAAUAAAAAAAAUAGCGUUGCAAGUAAAGUUCUUGGUUAUAUGCAAGUGGAAUCUUAUGAUGAUGGUCGUACCUGAGAUUAUAAGAUAUAUAAAUGAAACGUGAUCUUUCCUUUUCAAAAUGUUAUGUGCUUCCUGCGCGGAGAAAUGUAAAACAGAUUUUUCAGAAAUAAUAAAAGAAUAAAAAUAAAA